AUGAUUGCGCUUGAUACUGAUCGAGGUCGGCCACCGGAGAUGGUGGUGGCGGCGGUGGCAGCUAUUGUCAGGAAUGCAUCAGGUCAUAUGAUUGCUGGUUCAAAUAUGUCUCUUUAUGCUUUUUCAGCAAUCGCUGCUGAGGCUUUGACGAUCAUAGAAGGUCUUUCUCUAGCUGCAUCCUUGAAUAUUUCUUCGUUCAUUUUGGAAUCAGACUCUGCUCCCCUUAUCCCAGCCCUCAACCUUCCCAAAUAUUCUUUAGAUUGGACAGCAGCUCCUUUGUUUUGGAAGAUUCGCUCUUUGUCUGAGUCGUUUACCUCAAUUAGCUGGCUUUGGUCCAGCAGACAAGCCAACCAGGCAGCGGACUUUGUCGCAGCCUUGGCUUCCAGGAGGAUGUGUCCAGUUGAUUGGGUCUCCAAUCCACCUUCAUCCUUUUUAGCUUUGUUAUCAGUUGAUAGUUCUCACAUCCUUUCCCAGGAUUUUGUUCCUUCGGGUUUUGAUGUUGGUUAG
Molecule: messenger RNA, 507 nt
Organism: Rosa chinensis
Lineage: Eukaryota; Viridiplantae; Streptophyta; Magnoliopsida; Rosales; Rosaceae
Exons: 2
Coding region: 1-507 (168 amino acids)
Molecular function (GO): RNA-DNA hybrid ribonuclease activity; nucleic acid binding
Source: RefSeq, a predicted model, not a curated record